AUGAUCAUCUCUGCACCCAACUCUAGAGCUUCUCUCUCCAAAUCUUCUUGGAAGUUCUUGCCAAGUCUUCUUGGUUGCUACCCGAAUCUAAAGUCCCUUGUGCUGGAAUACGACUCACUUUCAGAGACAGAUGAGAAAUUUUUUUUCCAUGUUCCUCAAUGUUUCCAAUCAUCUCUAGAGUUCGUUGAGUUGAAGACACCAGCCACUCUCAUGGAGACACCAACUAAGAUGAAGCUAGCAAUCUACUUCAUUAGAAACUGUGCGGUCUUGAAGAAGCUGGUGGUAAGUGAAGGUUCUGAUCACAUUAUCAAGAAAAUCAAAAAGAUUCCUAAACGCUCUGGACAAUGUGAAGUUGUCGUGGUAAAGCAAAACUACAAUGUAGUCGCUAAAACAUCCAGUUUGGUUUAA
This is a messenger RNA of Microthlaspi erraticum, 408 nucleotides long. NCBI's taxonomy places the organism in Eukaryota, Viridiplantae, Streptophyta, Magnoliopsida, Brassicales, Brassicaceae. The record is from the annotation of a GenBank genome assembly.